AGCUUCCGCCUGGGCGACGGUUUCCUGGCAACCAUGGCCGAGAAGACUCUGAAUUUUAACGUGGGCGUCCUGGGCCACAUUGACAGCGGCAAGACGGCGCUGGCCCGGGCUCUCAGCACCACCGCCUCCACCGCGGCCUUCGACAAGAACCCGCAGAGCCGGGAGCGAGGGAUCACGCUGGACCUCGGCUUCUCGGCCUUCAGCCUGGCGCUGCCCGAGCGCCUGAGAGCGCCGAGCGGCUGCGAGAGACUCCAGUUCACGCUGGUGGACUGUCCAGGACACGCCUCGCUCAUCAGGACCAUCAUAGGAGGUUCCCAGAUCAUUGAUCUGAUGAUGCUGGUCAUUGAUGUGACAAAGGGGAUGCAAACACAAUCUGCAGAAUGCCUGGUAAUUGGUGGAAUUACCUGCCCGAAAAUGGUGGUGGUGCUGAACAAGAUUGAUAUGCUACCUGAGGCAAAGAGGCAAACAGCCAUAGAAAAAAUGACCAAGAAAAUGCAGAAGACUUUGGAGAAUACAAGGUUUAAUGGGUGCCCCAUAAUCCCUGUUGCUGCUAAACCCGGAGGACCUGAUGCUCCAGAGACAGAGACUGCACAGGGCAUAUCUGAACUCAUUGAGCUCCUGAAGUCGCAGACGUACCUGCCAAAACGUGAUCCUUCAGGAUCCUUCCUCAUGGCUGUUGACCACUGCUUCUCGAUCAAAGGUCAGGGGACGGUGAUGACGGGAACCAUCCUCUCUGGGUCUGUCAGCGUUAAUGACAGCGUGGAGAUUCCAUCCCUCAAGGUCACCAGGAAGGUCAAGUCCAUGCAGAUGUUUCAUAAACCAGUGACCAACGCCAUCCAAGGUGACCGGGUAGGGAUCUGCGUAACCCAGUUUGAUCCAAAACAGCUGGAACGAGGCCUGGUCUGUGCCCCACUGUCCCUCUGCACCCUUUACGCGGCUAUUAUCACAGUGAAGAAAAUCUCUUAUUUUAAAGGAUCGGUCCACACUAAGGCUAAAUUCCACAUCACAGUCGGGCACGAAACGGUCAUGGGAAGGGUGACAUUUUUCAGCCCUGCUCCUGAUGAUUUUGAUAGUGACCCUGUGACUGAUCAUUUUAACUUUGAUAGAGAAUACCUAUACCAGGAAGAGUACUUGACUGCAGAAAAGGGGAUUAAUUCUUCCGACCAAAUCAAAGGUGUCAGUUCACCAGAUAGACCUCGUGUGCCCAAACAGCAGUGGGCCCUGUUGGAGUUUGAGAAACCUGUGACGUGCCCCAAGCUUUGCCUUGUGAUCGGUUCAAAGCUGGACACUGACAUCCAUGCCAAUACGUGCAGGCUUGCUUUUCAUGGAGUGGUGCUGGAAGGCUUUGAGGUGAAGCACUACGCAGAAACCGCUCUGCCCAAGCUGAAGGUAUUCAAGCUCAAGCACAAAGAGGGGCAAGUAGAAAGGGUCUUGGAUGAUUACAGUGUUAUUGGUCGCUCACUGUUCAAGAAAGAAACCAACAUGCAGCUGUUUGUCGGGAUGAAGGUUAAACUGUCGACUGGAGAAGAUGGGGUGAUUGAAGGUGGAUUUGGGCAGAGCGGAAAGUUUAAAAUCCGAAUACCAAAUUGUUUGAGACCAGAUACUCGUCAGUCGCUCACUGCAACAACCAAGAAAAAAUCCAAAUCGGGGAAAGGUGAUUCGAUCAAAGAAGAAGAUGGGAAGAUUGACAUACAGCCUGUGAUGAUCAUCCUAGCCUUUAAGAGAUAUUUGUUUGACCCACGCAAGCAAAUGAUUCAGUCUUGAUGGCUGGGUUUCUUUGGGCAGGGGGUAAAUUUGCAUUCCUUUAAGUGCCCUUAAUUAGUAUUGUGGAAGAGUGAUGAUCUUGAAAGAAUUGACUCUUUGAAUACUGAAUAAAUACUGUGUAAUGAGAAUACAGGGUAUGUUCACGAUUAGAAAACUACAAGUACCUCAGGACUGAUAACCUGAUUGAACGGCUCUGGAGAGAUGAAUCAAAACUGAGUUAGAGUGGGUCUUCGAAUUGAGAAAAAUACUUCCUAUUUCCCAGUCUAGCAACAGUGACCUUUUACACCGGGUGUCUCCUUUUGACAGUUUAUUUCCAUUUCCACUUCCUUGUGCAUCCCAGCAACAUAUAUCUUCCCCGCUCGCUUGACAAGUUAGGAUAUCGAUCUGGUCUAAGAUCUUUACAAUGUUGUGCAGCUGAUCAGCAAGUCAAUGCACAAGAGCAGCCCAGAAUUCAAACUUCUUCCAAUCCUCCCUCCUUCUCACUCCUCAGAAUGUUUGUGUGAAUGUCAGAUCAUAUGAGGGACUGGCUCUGGCUCAGGGGUGAUACCCUCACAGACAUAUAGCUUGAGCACAUUCACUACUGAGACACAAAAGAUGGACAUUAUCGGGCGGUAUUGGAGAACUGACCCCAGUAGGGGUUGGGACGGGGGGGAAAAAAAUAUUUAAAGUAAAAUAAAACGAUGUCAAUUCAGUGAUA
Molecule: messenger RNA, 2461 nt
Organism: Callorhinchus milii (elephant shark)
Lineage: Eukaryota; Metazoa; Chordata; Chondrichthyes; Chimaeriformes; Callorhinchidae
Gene: eefsec
Product: eukaryotic elongation factor, selenocysteine-tRNA-specific
Exons: 7
Coding region: 34-1764 (576 amino acids)
Biological process (GO): selenocysteine incorporation
Molecular function (GO): GTP binding; translation elongation factor activity; GTPase activity
Source: RefSeq, a predicted model, not a curated record